CAGGAGGUAUGUCUGAGUGUCUCCGUGUAUACCUUAGCGGCUAUAGCAGUGGACAGGUACCUGGCUAUUUGCAGACCACUCAAGUUCCACAUCAGGGCGUCGCGUACCCUGUUCAUCGUGGCUGCUAUUUGGGUGACGUCAUUUACCAUCAUGGCACCCCAGCCCGUGUUCACGAGGUCGGAGCCGUCCUCGCACGCAGGCUACAUUGGCAAACCUAUAUGGCUGAUGAAAUGCUACGAGAAAGCUUGGAAGGGCACCAUCUGGCAGAAAGUCUACCACAUCAGCAAAGUGGUUGUGUCCUAUGUAAUCCCGCUGUUGAUCAUGGCCGUAGCGUAUGCACGAGUCUGCCUGAGACUGUGGUCUGGUAUCCCGACUGAUGAAUCGCACAGACCUGCGUUGGGAGGGCGAUCAGCGGGACAGACUAAACCCACUAUGAAUAAGUCAACAGAGACACAGCUGGAAUCCAGACGUAAAGUAGCCCGGAUGUUGAUAGUGGUGGUUGUCAUGUUUGCUAUUUGUAAACUUCCUACGCAUGUUCUAAACACAAUCAGAUACAUGGAUGGUUUCAAUAAUAUGAAGGCAUCUGAGAACACCGAAUCCAGUGGGAGGGUUGCUCUCCAUGUCUCAUUCCUGAUUGCUCAUUUCAUGGCUUACCUAAACAACGUCAUCAAUCCAGUUAUCUACAACUUCUUGAGUGCUCGAUUCAGAAAGGAGUUCCGUCAUGUUUUUUCCUGUUGUCCGUGUGUGACGGCUCCAGACCGGGAGGGAAAGCGACCGGACAGCACAUCGUAUCACCGGUGCCGUGACUUCGCUGCUCGGAGCAGCAACAAUGGCGUCACCUCUCAGUCCGACUUCAGAUCUCACGAUCACAACACAGAGUAUUUACAACUCUCUAAACUUGGGAAGAGUAGUGGGACUAAUAACAACUCUAAUAUUGUGAUUAACACUAAACCAUUAGCACCUAACCCUGAGUCAUAGAGCUAUAGCUCUAUGUCCUGAGUAGAUUUGGCAUUGUCUGGUACCCUGUAAUACACGCCGGUAGUCGUGUACAAGAUCUGCAUUGGGUACUGACUAUCAUCACAGUUGGAUUUCAAAUCGCUUGAUCACAAUACUGAGAAUUUACUACUCUCAACUUUGGGGAGACUGUGGUGGGACUGAGUAUAGGUUGUCAGUGUCUGGUACCAUUUACAAGCUGGUAACCGUAUUACAAGCUGUGGAUAGGGGACUGACUAUUAAUUAACUUUACGUCUUGCCUCGGUUGUGGUCGUUGAAGAAAACCACCAUCCCGCGGGGCAAUAGACCUUAUAUGCAGUGAUGACGUCAUAAGCUGCCAUCUUAAGGGGUAUACCAAUGAUGAAACAUUGGAAAUGCACAUAAAAUGCGCAUACGCGCGGUGCACAUGGUUGCCCAAUGAACAACCUACAUUUUGACCUCACGGCGAGGGCGCCCUACUCUAAUGACGUCAUCCACAUAAUGUUAUUUCCAUUGUUUUUGUCUUACAUUAACAACGGCAGACACUGAGCCCAAACCCCGCCCCCUUUGUGACUAACAUGAGCUGGUAAACUAACUAGAUUUUAACAUUGCACCUUUUUGAGUUUCUCCACUGGUAUUAAUUUGGUCACUAAUGUUGUGUAAAUAGUUCAUUAACAUUCCAGUUGUAAAUAAGUCAGCGUCAUUGCAUUCGACCGGGCCCGGUUAAAAUGGCCGGGCCUGGUUGAAGGGAGCCCUCAAUAGCCUCCAUAAAAGCCACGGGUGAACGUCUGAAAAAUUGUAUUAAUUGAAUGUAAUUAUUGUCUGUAUAAAAACACAUUAAACUAUAUUCUCAAGAGAAGUUGAUUUUUAUAUCAAUGGACAAAAUAUUAAA
Messenger RNA from Asterias rubens (European starfish), 1864 nucleotides. RefSeq names its product orexin receptor type 2-like. Gene Ontology annotation, molecular function: G protein-coupled receptor activity. Gene Ontology annotation, biological process: G protein-coupled receptor signaling pathway. The coding region runs from base 151 to 978 and encodes 275 amino acids. Gene Ontology annotation, cellular component: membrane. The transcript is spliced from 5 exons. The record is from RefSeq and is a predicted model, not a curated record. NCBI's taxonomy places the organism in Eukaryota, Metazoa, Echinodermata, Asteroidea, Forcipulatida, Asteriidae.